AUGCGCCUGCCCGACAAAGAGAUCGCAGGCUGUAUCAAUGACAUCGGCAUACCAUUCACUGCCGCCGACCUAAUCAAGCCCAACCCUCAGCAGGUUCAAAUGGUGCUGGAGUGGUUUGCGGAGCUCCUCAUGAAUACCACUCGAGAAACCGUUGAGCCUGCAAUGCGCGCAGCCGCUGACGAUAUAUGCGGGGACUUUCCGGAUAUUGUCCCUACAGAUACGCGAAACCUGAUGGGAUUCUUUGUCAAUAUGAGAAGACUAAUGGCGGAGUGCGGUGUGAAUGACUUUACGUUUACCGACCUGACGAAACCUACGCACGAUCGCCUUGUAAAGAUAUUUUCUUACCUCAUUAACUUUGUUAGAUUUCGCGAGUCUCAAACAGCUGUUAUUGACGAACAUUUCAACAAAACUGAAAAGACGAAGCAACGAAUUGAAACACUGUACACCGAGAAUCAGGAGAUGGAGCAACGACUUGAGGAAAUGCGCCGGGUCCUCAAAGCAAACGAGGCUGAGGUUAAGGAAAAAGUGAGGAGGAAUGAUGAACUCAAGUCUCGCCUUCGAGAGUUAGGUCGAACUCAGGAGAAAGUGGCGGAGACUCUGGAACGAGUCAAAGCCGAAAAGGCGCGACAACAGAACCUACUGAAGGAAAAGAUGGAGAGAACAGUAAGAACUCGUCAAGAGGUUGAGAAGUUGCGGCCAUACGUGAUGGAAAGUCCGGCAAGCCUCCAGUCAAGCCUCACAGAAUUGUCGGAAAGUCUUCUACGGGAGAAGAACCAGAUCGAUGCCAUGGAAAAACGCGCCCGAGCGUUGCAAACCUCCUCGGACACGUUCACUGUUGUCAGCAACGAUGUCCAAGCAUGCAUCAAAUUGCUCGAGGAUAUCGCUGUUGAGCUGCAAAAAGAAGAGGACGAAGAGUCUCGAGCUUCGAGAAACAAGGAGGCCAUCUCUGAGAGAGGUAACAAUGUAAGGGAAGUCGAACAAACAGAGAAGUUACUGCAGCGGCAGUUAGCCCGGUGGAACGAGAGAAUCGAAGCUCUACGUAACACCGCUCAUGAGAAGGCGCAAGUGGCUCAAAAGCGGAUGGAAGAGCUUCGUGAGGUGCAGAUAAAACUCCGAGAAGAGCGAACAGAAAAGCAACGCGACAUGGAGCGAAGGAGAAUCAGGAUUGAGCAAACUGAGAAAAAGAUGGCCGACUUGAAAGAGAGCAUCGAAACCGAAAUACAGAGCGCGCACGACGAAUACCUCAAGCUAGAGUCCCAUAUCAAGUUAUACAUCACGGAGAUGGAGAAGAGUUUGUAAGAAAUGGAUUUUUUCGUUGUUCUCGUCGGAGUUCAGUGGCAGGUUGAGGAUACCCGGAUGUUCUUGUCGCGUUUCUUUCUGGCGUUUUUGAAUUUGCAACUCCCAUUUUUAACGAAGUCAUGAUA
This is a messenger RNA of Aspergillus nidulans FGSC A4, 1424 nucleotides long. RefSeq names its product kinetochore-associated Ndc80 complex subunit NUF2 (gene nuf2). Gene Ontology annotation, cellular component: nucleus; Ndc80 complex; kinetochore. Lineage: Eukaryota; Fungi; Ascomycota; Eurotiomycetes; Eurotiales; Aspergillaceae. The transcript has 4 exons. Bases 1 to 1299 code for a protein of 432 amino acids. The record is from RefSeq and is a predicted model, not a curated record.